Calliphora vicina (urban bluebottle blowfly) is the source of this 1682-nucleotide messenger RNA. RefSeq names its product comm2 (gene comm2). The coding region runs from base 279 to 1289 and encodes 336 amino acids. The record is from RefSeq and is a predicted model, not a curated record. NCBI's taxonomy places the organism in Eukaryota, Metazoa, Arthropoda, Insecta, Diptera, Calliphoridae. Gene Ontology annotation, biological process: axon guidance. The transcript has 2 exons.
UUUGUAGACGGCGGACGUGUUUAAUUUUGAGACGCUUUAACUGAAAAAGAAAAAACUUAACAAAAAAAGAGAAAUAAAAGUAAAAUAUAUAAAAUACAUAAACGUGUCUUAAGAAGAAAAAAAAAAAGAAAACAAUUACAAAGCAAGAUAGAAAGUAUUUUUGUGCAAAAAUAAAUCACCGCUACUUAAGAGCGAGCACAACAAGAAUAGAAUUAAAUACAAAAGAAAGAUUAAACAAUUUUUUUUUAUAAUUACAAACAAUAUAUAUAAAAUCCACUAUGGAAACCUUAACGCGCUCAUUAAAUUACGAACCAUCACAAGAAUUACAUUUCGAUAAAUACGCGCUGCACAUUUUGGAAAAUAGCAGAACACCCAAUUUAGCCGAUACCACAACCAUAGCCUUGGCCUCCUCGCCCAGUAUCACAAGCUUCGAUUCACCCUCAUCCAUCAGCCAGCUAACAACAACCAGUGAUUUUUUCAAGAAACUGGGAGUAGACUUUAUACAUUCCAUACAAGCACAGGCAUUGCCCAAAGCAAAUAACUUGGAUACAUACAAUUUGAACUCAGUACCCUCGAUAUCAACAGCAUCAGCAACAGCCGCCAAUAUGGAUAUGGAAUUUGGAGCUCAUCAGCUAAUUAUGGAUGCUAGUAUGAAGAACACUGCCAUGGAUGAAUUGCAAAAUCAAUUGAAUUACGAUAAAUUUAUGAAUGGAAUAUGGAUUGGUGUUGUACUAGCCUUGAUAUUGAUCUCUAUGAUCUUUUGUUUCUGUUCCUGUUUCCUGUAUCAUCAGUUUCGUGUGUGGAAGAGAAAUUAUCGCACCACUGUUACUCAAUCAAAUGAUGUAGAAGCUGUCAAACUUAAUUUGGAUUUGGAAGAUCCGGUGCCAGAGUAUACCUUGGUUUCGGGUCUACCUUCCUAUGAAGCUGCCCUGGAGCUUCUGCAUAAAACACCUCAAUCCUGUCUCAUAGUGCAUCCCUCAGUAUUUGAGGUAUUCAAUAGAAAUGAGAAAUCUGCAACAGAUAACUUACACACAACAGAAACCACUGCCUCCCUAGAAGUAGCAGCACCUUUACUACAGGAUUCUACCCCCUCGGCAGACAACAAAUCCUUACUUCCCUCUUACACCGAGGCCACCACACCCACUUCACCCACCACAAUGCCGGUACUCACCUACAAUCACAGUUUGGCCAGUCUUUUAUCUCUAACCGCUCCGAAAACCCAAAGCAAAUCUAAAUCAUUGGCUUCAUCACCCGCUUCAACAGAAUCCGACAAACAAUUUAAAUCUUAAUUUUAUGUUUUUCCUUUAAAAAAAACUAUAUAAAUUAAGUUUUAUUUCUUUUCGAUAAGACUGUGAUAUCUCCAAAUAUGUAUACUACAAACCAGUAGGGUGAACAACUAUAUUACAAUAGUAAAUAGUUUUUGUCACCAAUUGUAUUUUCCGAUUUGUAACUGUGAUUAAUCUCUAGCUGUAGUGCUAAAUAUUUAUUUAACUAAAUGUGGUUUAUAAUUUAUUGUAUUUUUUUUUUUUUUACUUAUAUAAAUAUUUAAAUAAAAUAUUAUUAUUGUAAUGUUAACUAAUUUUAAGCUAUUUAUAUCAAUAUUUGCAUAUAAUUUAUGUACAAACAAUAUGACAAAAUAUAUUAAAAAAAAUUCAUAAAAAUUAUUUAAAAAAAAAUACAAA